Messenger RNA from Solea senegalensis (Senegalese sole), 2680 nucleotides. It is a transcript of the gene atg13, whose product is annotated as ATG13 autophagy related 13 homolog (S. cerevisiae). Gene Ontology annotation, biological process: autophagosome assembly; mitophagy; protein localization to phagophore assembly site. Gene Ontology annotation, cellular component: Atg1/ULK1 kinase complex; extrinsic component of membrane; cytosol. NCBI's taxonomy places the organism in Eukaryota, Metazoa, Chordata, Actinopteri, Pleuronectiformes, Soleidae. The transcript has 18 exons. The record is from RefSeq and is a predicted model, not a curated record. The coding region runs from base 178 to 1785 and encodes 535 amino acids.
GCCUCGCUAUCCAAACACGUCGACAUGGAGGAGAUAAACAGACAUGUAAACAUCUGACAUGGAUGAAUAAAUGUCUGUAGAACGCGGCUUUGAACGUCACACUUGUUAACUUGUUUUUUUAUUGUUGUUUUUUGCUGACGCUGCAUUUCUAAGGCAAAAGCUGAUGGUCGUGUCAAAAUGGACAGUGACCUAAGUCCCCAGGAUAAAAAGGACUUGGACAAGUUCAUUAAGUUCUUUGCUUUGAAGACUGUUCAGGUAAUCGUCCAAGCCCGGCUUGGAGAGAAAAUCUGCACUCGCUCUUCCUCAUCACCUACAGGCUCUGACUGGUUUAAUUUGGCCAUCAAAGACAUACCUGAGGUUACUCUUGAAGCCAAGAAAGCACUGGGUGGACAACUCCCAGGCAUCGGUCGCUCCAUGUGUGUUGAGAUCUCCCUGAAGACAUCAGAGGGGGAUUCAAUGGAAUUAGAGACAUGGUGUCUGGAAAUGAAUGAAAAGUGCGAUAAGGAUAUCAAGGUGUCAUACACUGUCUACAACCGUCUGUCUGUCCUUCUCAAGUCUCUGCUGGCCAUCACCAGAGUGACACCAGCCUAUAAGCUGUCCAGAAAGCAGGGACACAACUAUGUUAUAUUAUACAGGAUCUACUUUGGGGAAGUGCAGCUCAGUGGAUUAGGAGAAGGUUUUCAGACAGUGCGUGUCGGCGUCGUCAGCACCCCUGUCGGCACACUCACACUCUCAUGUGCCUACCGCACCAACCUGGCAUUCAUGUCUAACAGGCAGUUUGAUCGAUCGGCUCCUAUCAUGGGAAUCAUCGUGGAUCACUUUGUGGAUCCUCCGUGCAGCAACCAGCGUCCUGCAAACAUGGGGCAUCCCUGUAACUACAGAGCUCCAGAUGAGGAGGACGGAAGCCCAUUUGCAGGAGUUCAGGAUUCACAGGAGGUCUGCACCACCUCAUUCUCCACCUCCCCUCCCUCUCAGUGUGUGUGCACACUGAGUCCGUCUCCCUCUAAACUGUCUAAGCCCCUCCCCCUGGACAGUCUGCAGCUUCCAUUGGCUCCUGGACUUGUCACUCACACUCUUUAUUCAUCCAGAUUAUACUACCAGCCUUCUGCUGAGCUCUGUCACCCUGCUGCUAAUCCAAACCAGGCAUUGCAUGCUGGGAAAGAGGGUGGGGUUGCAUUGGCUCCCGUCCAGCCACAUGGAGUAGAUGCCCAUCUGACAGUGGAACACACCCCCAAUACACCUGGCAGCAGUGGUGAUGAUGUUGGUCUGUCACAGAGUGGAGAAGGAAAGAGGGACGGAGGGAGGAGGAGCGAUUCUCCCUCUGACCCAGUGGAGUCGCUCAAUGAGUUCACAAGGAAAGUGGGAGCCUUUGUCAAUAAACCCAGUUCAGAGAUAACAGCAGCCAGUCUGGACCUGCCAUUUGCUGCGUUUGCUCCUCGAGGCUUGGAGUCAGAGGAGGAUGACCUAAUGGUGCAGCCUCCAGCCUCCCCUCCCUGUCCAUCCCCGCUGCAGGCCAGCCUUCACUCUCAAGGCUCAGAAGGAUCGGGGCAACAGGACGAUUUUGUCAUGGUGGACUUUAAACCUGCCUUUUCUAAAGACGACUUGCUGCCAAUGGAUCUGGGCACCUUCUACAGAGAGUUUCAGAACCCCCCACAACUGGCAAGCCUCUCACUACACAUCAGCUCCCAGUCCAUGGCCGACGACCUGGACUCCCUGCCGGAGAAACUGGCCCUCUACGAGAAAAACAUCGAUGAGUUUGACGCGUUUGUGGACAUGCUCCAUUAAGAGAAGGUGGACAGGAGAGGAGACUCUGUAGUUUUGUGAGAGUCACACACACUAGAUGACGUUUUAAUGUGAAGCUCAUCAUUUGGCAUUUUUUUUCCCCCCCUCCUCAUUUGCUCACCUUGCUGUACACACCGCCCUUGUCACUGUAUAUACUGUACCAUGUCCUCCCUCAGUCUGAUAGUGCUCAUUCAAACUGCUGUUAUCAGGAAGUCACAUGAUAAUGUGUUUUUUUUUCCCAAUUGAGAAAGCCAUGUGAAUAAAGAGCAGACAGUUUUGCACUGUGCUUUACUAUAAUCUCCGUCCCUGCUGAUGAUUUCAUAUACAUCAGUCUGUGAUUACAUUCAAGAUGAAAAAAAAUUCAAUCAUCGUGUAUCGUACGAAAAGUACGAUAAGAUGAGCCUCAUUUAAAACCCAGCUGGACUGGGAAUUCAAACUGUAGGGUAGGGCUGCACCUAAUGAUUUUCAUAAUUGAUUCAUUGUUUGGUCCAUAAAAUGUUAUUUGGCGUUUCCCAAAACUGUGUUCUCAAAUGUCUUAAAGAAAAAUGUUUUAUUUUUUCUAUAUUGAGCAAAGUAAAACAUUCAUUUUAAUUAAAAAGAAACACUAAUGUGGAGAAAACAUACUCCAUUUUGAGUGAAUUUGAUCCCCUCAAUUAUCAGAUUAUAAUGUUGCUUGAAAAAUUGGCUCAAAUCUUAAUGGAGGAUGGCUUGCUCUCAUUUCAGCUUCCUACUAAACUAUGACAGUCUACACAAGUGUGUACAUUAUAUACAGUAGGGAUUUGUUAUAGAACAGUCUGCACAAAACACCAGGUCUGUCGAUUGGUUCGAAAGCUUUAAUUUAAUCAUUUGCCAUUGGUCCAGGUGUCCUGCCUAAUAAAGCAUGGUUAUUCUGAUGAAA